Messenger RNA from Photinus pyralis (common eastern firefly), 2183 nucleotides. Its product is annotated as cell adhesion molecule 2-like. The record is from RefSeq and is a predicted model, not a curated record. The coding region runs from base 16 to 897 and encodes 293 amino acids. The transcript is spliced from 5 exons. Lineage: Eukaryota; Metazoa; Arthropoda; Insecta; Coleoptera; Lampyridae.
GUGUAUCAUAAUAUAAUGUGGAGGUUACAUUUUUUAUUAUGCGCUUUCUGUUUGUGCAAUUAUUUAAAAGGUGGAAUGUCUUUACGCCUCGUCGAACUACGAAUUCCAAGCCAUGCCGUACGAAAUCAAAGCGCGCGUCUUGAGUGCCACUUCGACCUGGACGGCGAGACAUUGUACUCCGUCAAAUGGUACAAGGACGGAAAUGAAUUCUAUCGGUUUGUUCCUCGUAAUAUGCCACCUGUCCAAGUCUUCCAACUGAAUGGUGUCACGGUCGAUUUGCACAACUCUACGGAAAAUCAAGUUGUGUUGUCUUCCGUUCAGCUUACAACGACUGGAGUUUAUCGCUGCGAGGUCUCCGGAGAGGCACCCUCUUUUCAAACUGUUACCGAGCACGGACAUAUGAUGGUUGUCGCCCUUCCAGAGGAGGGACCGCGGAUAACGGGCGGAAAACCUCGCUAUCAGACCGGAGACACCGUACGAGUGAACUGCACUUCGGGACGUUCGAAGCCCGCCGCCCUCCUCAACUGGUUCAUUAACGGCGAACAAGCCGACCCGAGCUUUUUACACGGCCCCGAAACUAUAAUCACGGGAAGAGAGGGCCUCGAAACCUCGAUUUUGGGAUUGGAAUUCGUCGUGAAACAGAAACAUUUUCGGAGAGGCGACAUGAAACUGAAAUGUUCAGCGACGAUCGCCACAAUUUAUUGGCGUAGCAAUGAAGAAUCCGUUGAGGGUGAAAGGCCGCCCAGGGCUUCGGUGCUUGAGAGUCGCGGAACUGUUGCACCGGCCGGUUCGAGAGCCGAUCGGGUUCAGGCAGCUGGAAGCCACACCACCAUCCUUCCCCGUGUCCCCAUUUUAGCAUUGUGCUCCUUUGUAGUAAUGGCACUGUCAUUAAGGUAACUAUGCUGCCCGUGUCGAGUAUUAAAGUGAAAGCCAAAGACAUAAGUGAAUGAUGGUUUUUACAAUAGUUUUUCACGUACAUUCCUCAUUGUGAAUUAAUCCUUGUUUUGCUUGUGGGUCAACGGUUUUUGGAUUUCGUUAUAACUGCGGGCUUUUGUUUCAUUUUUUUUUUAUUUGUACUGUAUAAACCGCCAAUUGUGCAAGAAAGUGUAAAAGCUUAUUGUAUUUUUGAAAAUUCGUUUUACUAGGUAGUUUCAAAUGGCACUAAUAUUUUGGAAUUAACUAGCUUUCAUGAUUUAAUGUGUACAUAUAACUCAAAUUACGAAAAAGUGGUCUAUGUUUGUAAUAAAAUAAAAAAAAAAAACAACAAUCAAAACAUUGUCUAGUCGUACUUUUCUGACCCAGUGCGUCGUCUGACCUCUCGCGAUUUUUAACCAAAACGUUCCUUUACGACUUUGUUUGCCAUUCACGUAGUGCUUCCUCGUAGUACUUGCAAAGUAUUUUUUUACAAAAGGCGAGAGGUUCGGCAAACGCUUAUUACUAAGUCGUCACAAAAUUAGUCUUAAUUUAAUCUUUCGUACACUCGAUGAUAAUAACUUUAGGUAAUUUAAUAUGUGAUGUUACUAAAAUUGUAUAAAAAAUUAUCUAGUCUUCAUCAUAAUAGGUAUCGACUUAUUCAUGAAACUUUUCAGAAUGUUUAUAGAUAGUUUUCAUAUUAUUCACUGAAAAGCUAUAACUGUACAGGCGUCAAAGCGUAAACGCAAAUAUUAGCAAAGCUCAUGUCAGAAGUCCACGCAUAUCCCUCGACAUAUCCCCGUAAUUCAUCCCCAGUCUCUGACUAGAGCGGUGCGCUAUUUGCACGCUUCGCUUCUCUUUUAAUGUAAAUACUAAAAAAAAAUCCCUGUGAUCGAGAAUACUUAUACAAUUAUUUGUUAAUUAAUGUAAGAUGUAACUCUAUGUAAGUUAAACUAAAAAUCGGUUUAUGUUUGGGAAAAGUUUAAAGAGGAAAGUGAGUUUUAUUUGGCUAAGGUUUGAUUAUUUCUGUGAAUUUAUAAAUUAUGUAAAUAAUAUUGUAAGAAGUAUUUAAGGAAGGCAAAUCGUAUUAUAUUAUAAUCAUGGAAUUCAAACCGAAAUUAAGUAGAAUAUAACAGAGAAAUUAGUGAGUUUGUCAAUGAAAAAGUGAGACACUGGUAGCUUUUAUUAUGUUAUUCGGUUUGAAUUCAAGAUCCUAAACUUACAUUCAACUUGUAUGUAUUUUAUUUUAAAAAUAACAUCCAAAAAUCUAA